AUGGAUAAAAUGAAAUCACUAUUAUUAACUAGGAAAUCGAGUGGUACAAAAGGUGCAGUUGCGCAAGAGUUUCUCUUAAUUUGGUUAGACAGUAAUAUUGAUACCAGGACCAAAUAUAGCCAGAAUGUAGUUACUCAACUGGGGAACGUUAUUAAUAAUGUCAAAAUAUCUACUGAUAAUGGUCAUUGUCUACAACUUAUCCAAAGUAUGACUGAUGACAAAAUAUGUAUGGUUGUUUCAGGGACUCUCGGUCAGCAAAUUGUACCACGUGUUCAUAACAUGUCUCAGGUAUAUGCUAUUUUUGUCUUCUGUGCAAAUAAAACACGACAUGAACAAUGGGCUAAAGAUUGGUCCAAAAUCAAAGCCGUAUGUACAGAUGUCGACUCAAUCUGCCAUGUCCUCAGAAAAGUCUUACAAGAAUCAGAACAAAAUAUCUUCAUUACCACAAAUGAAAAUCUUACACAUAAAACUAUAAAUAAAUUAGAUUCAUCAUACAUGUACACACAAAUUCUCAAAGAAAUCUUAUUAACAAUUAAAUUCAGUGAAGAACAUAUGAAAGAAUUUAUUUACUGCUGUCGUGAACAAUUCAGGAAGAAUAAUCAUGAACUAGAUAAUAUAGAAAGAUUUGAACGAGAAUAUCACAAGAAGUCACCUCUGUGGUGGUAUACAUGUGAAUGUUUUUUAUAUCCUAUGGUUAAUCGUGCACUUCGACUCAUGGAUGUGGAUAUGAUCAUUAAAAUGGGCUUUUUCAUUGCUGAUCUCGAUCGUCAAAUUCAACAAUUGUAUUCUACACAACUUAAUAAAAAUCAGUUUAAUAAACAUUUUAUGGUCUAUCGUGGACAAGGCAUGUCUAAAGAAGAUUUCGAACAUUUGAAAAAAAAUGAAGGUGGUCUUAUGUCAUUUAAUAAUUUUUUAUUUACCAGUAUGAACUAUAACGAUUGUUUAAAAUUUGCUAAACGUGCCAUGAACACUCCUGAUUUAGUUGGAAUUCAGUUUGCCAUGUCAAUUAAUGCUUCUCGAUCAUCAGUACCGUUUGCUUCUGUUAAAGACGUAAGCUAUUAUAAUGAUUCCGAUGAUAUUAUUUUCCCAAUGAAUACAGUUUUUCGUAUUCAUACUAUAAAAUCCAUUGAAAAAAAUAAUCGUCUAUUUCAAGUGGAUAUGGAACUUACUUCAGACACUGACAAAGAUCUUUCCAUAGUUGGAGAUCGUAUACGAGAAGAGAUAUCUUUAGAUCAAAAUGAAUGGUGUAAACUGGGUCACUUGCUAUGUAAAAUGGGUAAAUCUGACAAGGCUCGAAAAAUAUAUGAAACUCUACUUGAACAAACAAAUGAUGAUACUGAAAAAGGAUAUAUUUACGAACAAAUCGGAUUGGUCAAAUAUAAUCAAGGAGAAUAUGACGAGGCAUUAAAGUUCUAUAAAAAAUCUCUUGAAAUUCAACAGAAAAAUCUUCCUCCGAAUCAUCCUAAUUUGGCUUUAUGUUAUAAAAGAAUCGGUUUAGUGUACAACAACAUGAGAAAGUUCCCAAAAGCACUUUUAUCUUAUAACACCGCUCUUGAAAUUCAACAGAAAAGCCUUCCUGCAAAUCAUCCCGAUUUGGCUUCUUCUUAUAGUGACAUAGGUAAAGUGUACAACGACAUGGAAGAAUACUCAAAAGCACUUUCAUAUUAUGAAAAAGCUGCUGAAAUUCAACAGAAAACUCUUCCUCCAGAUCAUCCCGACUUGGCUUCUUCAUACGGCAACAUCGGAUCGGUCUAUGAGAAUUUAAAGAAAUUUUCCAAAGCAUGCUCUUUUUAUGAACGUGCUGUAGAUAUAGGACAACAAUCACUUCCAUCCGAUCAUCCUAACCUUCAUCAAUGGAGAAAAAAUCUUGAACAUAUAAAAAAGAAACUAUAA
Adineta steineri is the source of this 1893-nucleotide messenger RNA. NCBI's taxonomy places the organism in Eukaryota, Metazoa, Rotifera, Eurotatoria, Adinetida, Adinetidae. The record is from the annotation of a GenBank genome assembly.